CAAUCUAUUCGUUUACGGAUUGAUAGGACAGUGCCAAGCCUUCAGUGAUUUAUAGUUCUUCAUUGCUUUUCCUGUUUGUUACUUCCUACAGGAAAUAUUAAAACGUCAAGAAAAGAAAGAAGUGUUCAGCCCGAGAUCGACCUAUACAAAUUUCUGGAUUUCAAACACCUUGGGAGUUUCACGGGAAUAAGCGUGGGACACGAAGGAAAAUGAAAGGUUUCUCGCGAAAGCACGUUGCUCUUCUUGUGCUGUUUACGUUUAUCAUUCAUGCUUGGGGUAAUUCGGGCAAACAUUUUUCACCUCCAUCAACGUCCCGUCUUGGCAAAUACAAAACGGCGGCUGUCAGUUCGGAUGGCGUCCCCUGUUCAACAAUAGGACGUGACGUUUUGGCGGACGGAGGAAAUGCAGUAGAUGCGGCGAUUGCUACAGUGUUUUGCAUAGGAGCAGUAAAUCCGCAGAGCGCCGGAAUUGGAGGUGGAUUCUUUAUGACUAUCUACGAUCCAGUUGAGCGACAAACUCGAUGUCUUAAUGCUCGAGAAGUAGCACCCAUCAGUGCUCACGAAGAUAUGUUCAAAGGGAAUUCUUCCAUUUCACAACGAGGCGGUUUGGCUGUGGCAGUGCCCGGUGAACUGGCUGGAUAUUGGGCAGCAUAUCAGCAAUACGCAAAACUGCCAUGGUCUCGUCUGAUUCUACCGACUGCCGAACUAAUUGAAAAAGGAAUUCCAGUUAAUAGACACCUGGAAAAUUCAUUGAAAGAAUUUCAGAAUUUAAUCGAAGCCGAGCCUUCCAUGCGAAUCUUUGUGAACGAAAAAUCUGGCAAAUUGAAACGAUAUGGAGACAUAGUGAAGAAUUCACGUCUUGCCCACACGCUGAGAGCCAUUGCCCACUAUGGUAUCGACAUUUUUUAUAAUGGAACAGUGGGCCAUAAACUAGUGGAAGAUAUUCAAAAAAGGGGCGGAAUCAUCACGAAAGAGGAUUUAAUACGAUACCGCCCCGAAUGGAUGGAUCCCAUCAAAGUGGAAUUUAACAAUAACAUAACAUUGUACUCCAUGCCUCCACCUGGAUCAGGAGUUUUAACAGCCUUCAUGUUGAACAUUUUAGAUGGCAAUUUAGCUGGGGAAAAUGUAGGCAAAACCUCGCAACAUCUCAUUAAUUACCACCGGAUUGCAGAAGCUUACAAACACGCUUAUGCCCAGCGAACCAAAUUGGCUGAUCCUCAUUUCGUUCCCGAAGUGCAUGAGUUGACUGGAAACUUGUCCUCAGAAGCCAUGGCUGCGGAGACGUGGGCAAAAAUCAGUGAUUUAUUCACAUCGAACGAUCCAGGAUCCUAUGGAGCAGUUACGUAUAGUCCUGACGACCAUGGCACCUCGCAUAUUUCCGUUCUGGAUGGUAAUGGAAUGGCUGUUGCUCUUACAUCAACUGUCAACCUUAAGUUCGGUGCUGGUUGGAUCUCGGAGCAAACUGGGAUCCUGAUGAACGACCAAAUGGACGACUUUUCCUCGCCCAACGUAAUCAAUUACUUUGGAUUGCCUCCGAGUCCUGCAAAUUUCAUUAAACCUGGAAAGAGGCCCAUGUCAUCUAUGACGCCCACAGUGAUCGUCAAUUCAACAACUGGGCGAGUCCGUUUGGUUAUUGGAGGUGCUGGUGGCACGAAAAUUACUACCGCAACCGCCUACUCAAUUAUACGAAACCUGUGGUUUGGGGAAACAAUCAAAGAAGCCAUAGACAGUAAAAGGAUGCACCACCAGCUGUUCCCCAUGUCCUUGGAAUACGAAAAGGGUUUCCCAGCCAGGAUUGUCAGCGACAUGAUGACAAGAGGUCACAGCGUAACGAGCAAACUUCACGGGGACGGAGCUGUUGUUUGUGGCAUUGCGGUGGAAAUCGAUGGACUUGUUUACGCUAAUUCUGAUUGGAGGAAGAGCGGAGACGUGGACGGCAUCGAUCCUGUGGAUUCGUGA
Molecule: messenger RNA, 1958 nt
Organism: Daphnia carinata
Lineage: Eukaryota; Metazoa; Arthropoda; Branchiopoda; Diplostraca; Daphniidae
Product: glutathione hydrolase 1 proenzyme-like
Exons: 11
Coding region: 210-1958 (582 amino acids)
Biological process (GO): glutathione catabolic process
Cellular component (GO): plasma membrane
Molecular function (GO): glutathione gamma-glutamate hydrolase
Source: RefSeq, a predicted model, not a curated record